UUAUAUAAAAAUAUUUGUAAAAAUUUGUAUUCGAAAUAUCAACUAAUCACAUUUAAUACUUUUAGUCCACAAUACAAUAAUGAUGAAGAUAGAAUUCGAGGAUUUGAGUAUGAUCCAAGUUUUCCAGUAAGGGGUUUAUGGUUUGAUACACUCUAUGGAAAUUUGUUAAAAGUUGAUGCUUAUGGAAAUAUACUUGUUUGUGUUCAUGGUUUUGAGUUUCUCAAACAUUCCCAAGUAUACGAACUUUAUCCAAAUAAAUUUCUUCAACUUGAUGAAUCACGAGUUUACGUAUUAAACACAUUAUUUAAUUUACCUGAGACUUAUUUAAUUGCAUGUCUUAUUGAUUUUUUUACAAACUCACCUCAAUAUACACGUGAAAAAACUGGUGUUAAAGAAGGUGAACUAACAAUGAGUUUUAAAAGUAUAUUCCAAGAUGUUCGUAACGCUGUUGAUUGGGUACAUAUACAUGGUGAUUUGAAAACUAGAACUAUACAAAAUUUAGAUGAAUUUGUUAAAAAAGACGAAAGAUUACCAAUGUUUUUAACAAGAAUACGAGAAAGUGGAGCUAAAGUAUUUUUAUUAACAAACAGUGAUUAUGUUUUUACUGAUAAAAUAAUGACAUAUUUGUUCGAUUUUUCUCACGGUGCCAGACCUGAUGAGUCACAUAGAAAUUGGAAAACUUAUUUUGAUACAAUCGUGGUUGAUGCAAAUAAGCCGUUAUUUUUUGGUGAGGGAACUAUUUUACGUCAAGUGGAUACAAAAAGUGGUGCUUUGAAACUUGGAACACACAAAGGGCCUUUACAUAGGGGCGAAGUUUAUUCAGGAGGGUCUUGUGAUGUUUUUACUGAAAUGAUUGGAGCAAAAGGUAAAGAUGUAUUAUACAUUGGAGAUCAUAUUUUUGGUGAUAUAUUAAAAAGUAAAAAAAUACGUGGAUGGAGAACAUUUUUAAUUGUUCCUGAAUUAGUUCAAGAGCUUCAUGUUUGGACUGAUAAAUGUCAGUUGUUUGCUGAACUUCAAAAUCUAGAUGUUAUGCUUGGUGAAAUGUAUAAAAAUUUAGACAGUAGUACAAAAGAGAAACCAGAUAUUUCAAAACUUCGAGCAUCAAUAAGAGAUGUCACACAUAAAAUGGACUUGGCAUACGGUAUGAUGGGAUCAUUAUUUAGGAGUGGUAGUAGACAGACUUUUUUUAGUAGUCAAGUUGUGAGGUAUGCAGAUCUAUACGCUGCAACAUUUCUCAAUCUUAUUUAUUAUCCAUUCUCAUACAUGUUUAGAGCACCUGCAAUGUUGAUGCCACAUGAAAGUACAGUCGCACAUGAACAACGUUUUGUCAUGGAAACACCAAUGAUUAGUCGAUCUCGUACAUUUAAACUUACCGAUGACGAAGAGGAACUAACUCUAGAUGUAAUUAAAACCGUACAUGUUGACGCAAAUCCUAAUCACAUACCUCAUGCUCGUCCAGAGACUCCUAAUCAUGUAACACAUUAUCACGAUGAGGAUUGCAGUGAUGAUGACAGCGAUUCAACCAAACAAUAUUCAUCAAAUAAAUCUGAUAGUCGAAAGGCUAGCAAGUCUAAUUAAUGUGCAGAAAGGAAUUAUGCUUAACAGUUUAUAAUGUAAUCUAUCCAUCUAUUUCUGUAUUUGAAUUGAAAUUAAUUUCUUUCGAGCAUUAGAAUAUUUGUAAAAUAUUGGGAACUGAAGAAAAUAUUUUUUUUUAUUAUGUUUAUCAAAAUGUAAGUUAUUAAAUAAUGAAUUAAAGAAAAAAUAUUUUUUGUAGAAAUAAUCAAGUAAUUGAAGCUUCAAAGUUUUAUGUGCCCAAAAUAACAAUAAGCUUAUAACAAUUGUAAUAACAGUAAUAGCUUAUAGAUUAAUAAAACAAAAGAUCUUGUAUGUUUUCCAUAUUUUACUGAUUUAUUUUAUAUAUUCACAGUUUGAUAUGACUUUGAAAAAAAAAACUUUUUCGUCAAAAACUUUAUAGGUGUGUUCGUUCACUUUUCACACUGAGCGUAUGCACGGAGCGUACAGUUGAGCUUGCCAGUGUAAAUUUUGGGGUUAAGACAAACACAUACAAACACGUAUAAACAUGAAGCAUCCGUGAGGCUUGAAAAAACCGAAUUCGAACCGAACGCAAAGGAACGAGGGCUUGAGGCCACGGGAGCCAACUUGAAACUAUAAAAACCAGUUAUUCAACAAAAAUGAAAGUCCCUAUAUUGCUUUCCUUCCGAAAAAAAAGUCUCUGAAGUUAGAUUGAAUUGUCGGUGUGUUCAAAUAAAAUUUCUUAUCUGUGAUUAUUAUAAUUCUGUAUUCGAAUUGAAUCAAGUUUAAAAUCGGCAUACUUGCAUAAUAUUAAAAUUUUGUUUAUGCACCAUAAGCUUAUAAAUGAAAAAAAAAACUGCGAAUAUUUUGACUAUAAAAUUAUAUUUUAUUAUUUACAUAUUGAGAGACUGAUCCAGUAACAAUAUUUUAUAGCAAUUACUAUUUUUUUUUUUUUUUUUCAAGAAACGAUAAACCUACGCUAUUGAUAGUAAAUGAAUAAAGAAUACAUUUUUAUUAAGCCACUGAAAAUAGACGAAUAUAAUGUAACAACAAUGUUGUAUAAAAUUUUCUUGAAUAAAAAUUACUAAUUUCUUUCUAUCAUACUUUUACUUAUGACUUUACAUUGAAUUUUUUAUAUACAUAUGAAAUUUUUUAUGAUGAAAAACUAUAAAACACGUUUAAAUUUAGUGCUAUUUACAUCCAAUUAAACUUAAAAAUAACUGCGUGUCACUUGGAAGUGAUUGUUUUUAGAACAUCAUUCAUGUGAUUGAUGUCUUGAUAAUUAAUAUGAACUUUCAUAAUUUGGAAAUUGUAUGAUCUAUUUGUUUUUAUUCAAUAAUUGUUAGCAUUUUGUAAUCGUAUUCGAAGUUUUUUUUUUUUUAAGUUGUCAAGUACAAAUAUUGAAUUUCAAUACCAAUUUAUCCAAAAAAUCGGGAAACUUUUUAUACCUUUCUUUGAGUCUCAAUUUUUAUUAUAUGAUACCAUUAAUAAUUGCGAAUAAUUAUUUUGUAUAUUAAAAUCACUAAGAUGAUUUUGUAAGGAUUCAUAUUCUUUACAAAACAUGGGUUUAUCUGAUUUCUUCUGAUUUGUUUGGUUGGUCAUGUACCAGGUAGUGAUAAAUUACUUAAAAACUUGCACUGAAUGCCGUGCGAGGGCAUAGCAGUUCCG
Molecule: messenger RNA, 3201 nt
Organism: Aphidius gifuensis
Lineage: Eukaryota; Metazoa; Arthropoda; Insecta; Hymenoptera; Braconidae
Gene: Nt5b
Product: cytosolic purine 5'-nucleotidase
Exons: 7
Coding region: 409-1578 (389 amino acids)
Molecular function (GO): 5'-nucleotidase activity
Source: RefSeq, a predicted model, not a curated record